AUGAGAACAGGAAGUGCCACUGUCGGGCUCCUCCUCUUCCGCUUCAGACCGGAAGUAGAACACACCAGCGUCUCUCAUCCAGUGUCUUCUAUUUCUCUCGUACGGUUUGGACAGAAAGUCUUCAAAACGUCUUACGCAAUGAGAGGUGAUCGUGGUAGAGGCCGGGGUGGCCGCUUCGGGGCACGAGGAGGACUGGUGCAGGGGUAUCGGCCGUUUGUCCCACACAUUCCCUUUGAUUUCUAUGUGUGUGAGAUGGCCUUCCCUCGCGUCAAACCUGCCCCUGACGAGACUGCCUUCAGUGAAUGUCUGCUGAAAAGAAACCAGGAUCUGAGCCCCACUCCAGUGGAGCAGUCGUCCAUCUUGUCUCUGGUCACUAAGAUCAAUAAUGUCAUUGACAAUCUCAUAGUGGCACCGGGAAACUUCGAGGUGCAAAUUGAAGAAGUGCGUCAGGUUGGAUCCUACAAGAAGGGAACAAUGACCACUGGACACAAUGUUGCAGAUCUUGUUGUAAUUCUCAAGAUCCUCCCCACAUUGGAGGCUGUAGCUGCGCUGGGGAACAAAGUGGUGGAGACUCUCCGAGCUCAGGACCCCACUGAAGUGCUCUCCAUGCUCACCAACGACACCGGCUUCGAGAUCAGCUCUGCAGACGCCACGGUCAAGAUCCUGAUCACCACGGUUCCUCCAAACCUGCGCAAACUGGACCCCGAGCUCCACCUGGAUAUCAAGGUUCUCCAGAGUGCCCUGGCUGCCAUCCGUCAUGCCCGCUGGUUUGAAGAAAACGCCUCGCAGUCAACGGUGAAGGUGCUGAUCCGGCUGCUCAAGGACAUGCGGCUGCGCUUCCCCGGCUUUGAGCCACUCACGCCCUGGAUCCUGGAUCUGCUGGGUCAUUCUGCUGUGAUGAACAACCCGUCCAGACAACCACUGUCCCUCAACGUGGCGUACAGACGCUGCUUGCAGAUGCUGGCUGCAGGCCUCUUCCUCCCCGGCUCUGUGGGCAUCACAGACCCAUGUGAGAGCGGAAACUUCAGAGUCCACACAGUCAUGACCUUGGAGCAGCAGGACAUGGUGUGCUUCACUGCUCAGACUCUGGUCCGAGUCCUGUCUCAUGGAGGCUACAGAAAGAUCCUGGGUCUGGAGGGAGAUGCUAGCUACCUGGCUUCAGAGAUGUCCACGUGGGAUGGAGUGAUCGUGACCCCGUCAGAGAAGGCGUAUGAGAAGCCCCCCGAGCGGAAAGAGGAAGACGAAGCCCUGGAGGAGGGAGGGGAUGGAGAGGACGAGACCAUGGAGACUCAGGAGUGA
Messenger RNA from Knipowitschia caucasica, 1299 nucleotides. NCBI's taxonomy places the organism in Eukaryota, Metazoa, Chordata, Actinopteri, Gobiiformes, Gobiidae. The record is from the annotation of a GenBank genome assembly.